AAUGCCAUCGCCAGAAAGAAAGAAGAAUAAACAUAAGAAAAAAGACAAGGAUAGCAGUCAUAGAUCUUCUCCAAAACAUAAAUCGAAGAAAAAGGUAACUUUGCAUUUAAUUUAUAUUAGAAAUCUUCGAGAACACCCAGCAGAGGAAGAGAGAAAAAAAAGGAUUAUAAAAAAGAGAUUAAAGAAUCUCCACAUAAUACAUAAACUUUAAGUGAUAAGCAAUUAACAGAUAUGUUUGGAAGCCUUCCAGGAUUUAAUUUAGAAAUAUUAAAGAAGAUUUAAGAAUAAAUGAAAGAUGGAAGAAGGCCCUCAAAUGAUGAUUAAUAAUAAUUAAUGGGAUUGUCAGGUAAUAUAUGAGUUAAUUGUUUAAAGCAUUUGGUUUUCUUCCAAUUAUUAAUCAGCAAAUUCCAAUAGUGUUACCAACCCCUGGAACGAAAAAAAGCUCCAGAUAAUAAAAAAAUAUGAAAAAUACUUUUAAGUAGAGAAUGCUAGUACCAUUUACCUAUGACACAUUAAUGGUAAUCUUAGAAGAUUAGUUUUAUUAAGACUAAUUACCUGAAGAAUUAAUAACUUAAAUAAAAAGAAGAAUAAUUGAUUUAAUUAAAAAAAGGGUUCAAGAUUAAAAAUAAGAAGAAUUUAAUGAAAAAAUUGAAAAAUUAGAAUAAGAUCUUAAGAAACCAAUGAUAUUAGAUGAACAGCAAUAGCAAUAAUAGCAACAAUAGCAAUUAAAUUUAAUCAAAAGUAUUUUCACAGUGCUUCAAAGUAACAAAGAAGAAAGAAAUCAACAAAGUUAAUUAAGUACUGAUAUAAAAGAUUUACUUUAACCUAUGGAAAUUGAAACACCAAAUAUUGUAGAAAAGGAUCUUUAUGAAGAAGCUAAGCUUUUGUUUAGGUGAA
This is a messenger RNA of Paramecium pentaurelia, 897 nucleotides long. The record is from the annotation of a GenBank genome assembly. NCBI's taxonomy places the organism in Eukaryota, Ciliophora, Oligohymenophorea, Peniculida, Parameciidae.